This is a messenger RNA of Aspergillus ibericus CBS 121593, 3508 nucleotides long. RefSeq names its product kinesin family protein. Lineage: Eukaryota; Fungi; Ascomycota; Eurotiomycetes; Eurotiales; Aspergillaceae. Gene Ontology annotation, biological process: microtubule-based movement. The transcript is spliced from 2 exons. The coding region runs from base 225 to 3224 and encodes 999 amino acids. The record is from RefSeq and is a predicted model, not a curated record. Gene Ontology annotation, molecular function: microtubule binding; microtubule motor activity; ATP binding.
GGGAGAUUCUGGGGCCGACGGAAAAACAGGUCCACAGUCAACAUUCUCACGGUCGACACCUCAAUCCUUAUCUUCUUGUGUUGUUGUUUCUAAUCCAAUUCGCCUUGUCGACGAUACAGGGCGUCGCAGACUCCCUGGAUAGCCGCCCUCCGCGUUGAAUCCUCGUUCCGCGAUAGCUUUCCUCUAGAGGGACGUGGCGCCUCUGCUGUCACCUAGAAAUCACCAUGGACGCCACUAGUGACUCAUCUUCUAUUACCGUUGCGGUCAGAGUCCGACCGUUCACCAUCCGGGAGGCCGCACAGCUCUCCAAGUGCGAAGAUGGCCCGCUAUUUCUCGGUGACGGGUCCUUGGCUGGAGUACCGACACCAAAGCUCAACCAGAAGGGUCUUCGCUCUAUCAUCAAGGUCAUUGAUGACAGAUGCCUAGUAUUCGACCCGCCAGAGGAUAAUCCUGUCCAGAAGUUCUCCAAGAGCGUGGUUCCCCAAGGCAAACGCGUCAAGGACCAGACCUUCGCUUUCGACCGGAUUUUCGACCAAAAUGCCUCGCAAGGAGAGGUAUACGAAUCGACCACCCGAAACCUUCUCGACAGUGUUCUCGACGGCUAUAACGCCACGGUGUUUGCCUAUGGUGCGACCGGAUGUGGAAAGACUCAUACCAUUACAGGCACAGCGCAACAGCCGGGUAUUAUUUUCCUUACGAUGCAAGAGUUAUUUGAACGUAUAGACGAGCGGUCUGGGGAGAAGGCGACGGAGGUUUCGCUUUCAUACCUCGAGAUUUACAACGAGACCAUCCGGGAUCUCCUGGUUCCCGGAGGGAGCAAAGGCGGGCUGAUGCUCCGGGAGGACUCGAACAAGUCGGUUUCGGUGUCUGGACUGUCCAGCCAUCACCCGCAGAAUGUGCAGCAGGUCAUGGAUAUGAUCAUGAGGGGCAAUGAAUGCCGGACCAUGUCCCCGACCGAGGCGAAUGCUACCUCCUCGCGGUCGCACGCCGUCCUCCAAAUCAACAUUGCCCAGAAAGAUCGAAACGCCGAUGUGAACGAACCCCAUACAAUGGCGACCCUCAGCAUUAUCGACCUUGCGGGCAGCGAGCGUGCCAGCGCGACCAAAAACCGAGGCGAGAGAUUGUUUGAAGGUGCAAACAUCAACAAAUCCCUUCUGGCACUGGGAAGCUGCAUCAAUGCACUGUGUGACCCUCGAAAGCGAAACCACGUUCCCUACCGAAACUCGAAGUUGACGCGUCUCCUCAAGUUCGCGCUUGGCGGUAAUUGCAAGACCGUGAUGAUUGUCUGUGUCAGUCCAUCAAGCCAGCACUUCGACGAGACGCAAAAUACCCUGCGAUACGCCAAUCGAGCGAAGAAUAUCCAGACGAAGGUCACCCGAAACGUAUUUAAUGUCAACCGUCACGUCAAGGACUUCCUGGUGAAGAUUGAUGAGCAGAUGGCCUUGAUCAACGAACUGAAAGCCAAGCAGAAGGAUUACGAGAAGGUCGCCUUUGCCAAAUACAAGAAGCAGACCGAAAAGAAAGAUGCCGUCCUCCGCGAAGGACUGUCGCGGAUUCGUAAUGCGUACGAACAUUCGCUGUCCGAGAGACAGGAAAGGACCAACCACAUGAUCAAACAGAGGCAGAUUAGUCGCCGGAUCGGAUUGCUGUCUUCGUGGAUCGCCGCUUUCGACCAGGUUUGUGCAAGUUGCGAAAUCGACGACGCACUGUCGAACCUGCAGGCAGUCCGCAAGACAGCCCAAGGAAUCCUCCUUGAACUGGAGAGUAGCAGGCAACACUACCAUCAGCGGCUGGCGAGAAGUACAUGGGACCGCGGCAUGAACUCCGCAGUGGAACACGCCGUGCGUCAACUCCAAGAUUUCGAUAUCAGCGACAACAACGAUUUUGUCAAUAUGUCUCGCGAGGCCGAACUCCUAAGAGCGAACGCCGAGCGCGAGGCUCUGGCGGCAGUAGCAGAGCAGGACAAGGCCGGCGAAGCGGCCACGGUGCAGUUGCUUCUUCAGGCACAGUUUGAACUGAUGACCGAGAUCGAGAAUCUCAUGGAGAUGAGUGAAGAAGAUGCCAUCGACCAGGGCAAGAAGAUGCUCGCGAAGAUGCUCAAUUCCUGCUCCACCACGGCCUCCAGUAUCGUGAAGCCAGAUGGUAAGAUGCCAUCUAUGCCGCUAAGUCCGAUGAAGGCUAGUCCCGUGAAGCCAAAGAAGCGGCUCAGUAUAGCCACUGCGGUGCCUACCAGUCGAACGAUGAUCGCACCCAUCUUGACUCCCACGGCAGCACCGCCUUCGCCGACGAAGGGAUCCCCUCGCCGUCGCAAACUGAACGUUGGUCGAAAGAGCGUCAGUUUCUCACCGAAGAAGACGCAACCGAAGCCCACCAAGCGAGGCGUGAGAUGGAAGGAUGACGAACAUGAGGGCACAUUGACGGAGUUCCAAAAGACACCCCAAAAGACGCAAAUUACCACCAUACCUGAGAACAGUCCUGAGCCGCAACUGUCGCAACUGCCUCGCACAUCGCCUGUUCCUCGCGGGAUUCCGGUGCCCACCCGCAACUUCAGCCCGUCCAGUGGCUCUCCCCCCAUCUCGGCCGUUCCCGAACCGACGCUCAACAUUCAGAAGAACAGUCGAUUCAAGGCCGGAUUCCUGUCUAAAAAAAACAGCAGCUCCCCCAUAGCGCCACCCCCAACAACCACGCUUCCUCUGUCCGAGAACGGAAACUCCCCUCUCCGCGACAUUGAGGGCAGCAGCUUUCUGAACCGGACUUCGGUCGAGCGCCCAUCUCGGAUUGCGGUCCGAACCUCAAGUGGCAGCUACACGGGCAGCCCAGCGGCCGAGAGUAAGACAAGCUGGAAGGCCAGCAAAGACGAUGCCAUCAAGAUCACCUCCGCCAUGAGGCGGAUCUCGGGGGGAUCAUUCGGGGUUGGAAGCUCGGCCAAUGCGCUGCGCAUCCACCGCCGACGCAGCCCGACCUCCGCCACUUAUGGUAGCUCUCCGACGGAGAACAACACGAUGAACACCAUGUUUACGGCAUCCCAGGCCCGGCGGAUGGUCAAGAGCGAAAAGGAGCUCGAGAGCAAGCCCCCCGUGUUGGGUCCUCGGACGCUCCCAAUCAUGAAGAACACGCACCGACGUACGACCUUUGGAGGCGACAUCCGGCCCCGGAGGCUGAGUGUGAUGGCGGGGCCUAGUCCCCCGGAUAGCUUCUACAGUGGUGGAUUCGCCCUGCGGUAGUGGAACAUGCGCCCAUAUGUUUUGUUUUCUUUGUUGGGGUAUUGGUACAUGGGACGGUGUUCGGGGCUGGAUACCACGUGUGUGCGUUUUAUGGAGGGAGGCAGACCGCACGAUCUGGGAUCCGGUCUGCUGCUCUGCUGCUUCUCUGCUUCUGGUUGUGAUGUGCUUCAUCUGGAAUUUGGAAAGAUCCCGUAAUUUCAUUACUUUCGAUGUUGAUGGUUUCACUCUUUCAUGGCAUAUAUUAGUCCGGAACGUGUAUAAUAGCAGGAUGAUUCUUCUUCAGC